GGCCGCUUUUAGUAGAGAAGAGGAGGAAGUUCGCGUGAACAACAAAAUUUGAAAUAUGUCAGUUCAAGGAGCAUUUGAAAAGCGAUGUCUCACAGCUGGAGCUCCAACUGAGUUGUCUUUCAUAACAACCAGUUUGUCCAUGGUCUUCACUCUCACGAGUAUACCUGGAAAUAUUCUCAUAAUUCUAGCUGUUGUUUUGGAUCCGAACAAAAAUCUAAGAAGUCCGUUCAAUUGGUUGGUAGUAAAUUUAGCAACUGCAGAUCUUAUCGUUGGUGCGGUGACGAAUCCAAUCUCGGUGUACAUUCAUAUGAAGGAGGGAUUGAAUAAAAAGAUAACAUCUGGUGACGUGAAAGCAAUUCAUAUGAGCUACUUCAUCUCUUGUACUGCCUCAGUUUUAAGUUUGUCGAGUUUAGCUCUAGAAAGAUAUCUUGCAGUGAGAAAACCAAAUACAUAUCGUACCAAUGUGACUAAUAAACGAAUCAUAUUGACAGUGGCUUGUAUUUGGUUAAUAUCCUUGAGUCUACCAAAUAUAUAUUUUGAAGUUGGGUACACUACAUAUGCGUUCAUCUUCGCGAAUUCCGCUGUUGCAGUAGCCAUUGUCAUCACUUGUCUAACAUACACCCUUAUGCUGAGAAAGGUUCAAAAAAGAUCUCAAAACGUGUCCAGUAAUAAUGACACUGUUAGAAAAGCUCCCUAUAGCAUUCAAGCACCAAGUACGUCAGGACCGCCCCAAGAUGAAAGAUUGUCAACAGUUCCAACAAACACUCCAAGUUCAAUCCUCAACAGUGCACGUCAGAUGGAAGCCAAAGUCACCAGAAUGUUUAUUGUUGUUCUCAUCGCUAUGUUAUGCUGUUAUGGUCCUUCAACUUUAUUUAUUUAUAUCAUGAAUUUCUGUGAGCAGUGCAGUUGCAUCACUCUUCAUUGGUUCCGUGAUUUGCAGUUCGUUUUCGUCCUGUUAAAUUCAUCCGUCAAUUUCUGGUGUUAUGCCGUACAGUCUCCUCGUUUUCGGAGUGCCUUUACAAAGAUCUUGAAGAUUGCAAAGCGAAAUAAUAGAAGUGAAGAAUCAGGCUUUUCCGAUAUCAAUAAUAUCCAAACCAUCUCUUUCAGUAAAAGCGUUGAGCAAGGAGAAGACGUAAAACAGGGGGAAAUAAAAAUGGAAACGAUAAAUGCAGGAACUAGAAACAAAGGAUUAGACAUUGUUUCUUAAAUAUUUUUGCUGUAAAUACAUCAAAACCUGUCCUCUCCGUUUCUUAAUCACAUCGAAAUGAUCGAAUAAACCAGAACUUUAAACUUAGUUUCCAUUGAGGAAGAAAAUUAUCUUAUGUAUUUCACUGAUGUUUUGUGACUUUUGUGCAGCAAGAGGAAAGUUUAUCACUUCUUCUUUGCUGGUUUACUGAUUAAAAGUGUAACUGGUAUACUGAUUAAAAAAAUUAUACACACUAUAUAAAAUUAUAAACAACGCGAAAAAUCAAAAAUGUCUUGCCCGAUUUUAGGAGCGCCGGACAUGCAGGCUAAAUUCAACCAUCGAUGAAAGAUUUAUCAUACGGAUUCUGUGAUUCAACCCACUAGAUCUAAAAAAUGAUCGUAAAGUUACUUUUGGGGCUGGCUUUCAGAUAAAAUUGGAAGAAGACUAGUUUCCUGUGGUGCAAUGGUCGAUGCAAAAUCAGUGCAAUGGUCGAUGCAAAAUCAAUUGAAAUUGCUCUUUUCAUCAGGUUCAUCACUGCUCUAAUGAGAGGCAUUCCAGGAACUGUGAAAGCAUCUGUGGCAAAAAUCUCUGAUGAAUCAAACCAGGUUCAAUUAUAAUGUUGAAAAUUACCACAGCAAAUACACCUUUCAACUGUUAUCUAAAUACUGCACUGAAUUGAAUGAAUCGAAACCCUCUUUGUCACUGCAGGCAUUAGGUAUGUCAGUGGAACUGACUGCAUAGAAUUCUGGUCUAAUUAUUGGACCUGCUCUGAAGGUGUUGUAUUUUUAAGUCUUGUCUUUAUAAAAAAAUUUUAAAUAUAAAUAUAACCAGAUUUAUAUAACACAAAAUGUACAAAUUUGAAAGUGACAAGAAAACUAUGGAACUAUUUAACAGAAACAUGUAUAAAUUUUGGAGAAUUAUAUUAUAGAAAACCUGGGCAACCUAACUCUUAACAGUGAAUGCCAUAUGGAACUACGUUUUUCUUAUAUUACUGGAUGCAUGAACUUGAUAGGCUUUCACAGAACAAAAAGAAAUAGUAUUUUUAAAUUGGCCUGGUAUUCUAUAAUUGUACCGUAUCUUUUAAUAACCUUUCCGCUAAAAAUACCGUGAACCUGGCAUCUCAACUGUCAGUUUUUUACAUCCGCAUGUAGGAUGUUUGCACAUUGCGAGAUUAAAACCUGGCAGCUCAACUCACAUCCAUCACACUCAGCCAGGAGCUUCAUGUGACGACUGGCACUGGCACUGCCGUUCGUUUUUUAGUUAAUUGAGUCCAUGUUAACUAGCUAGGUUACCUUCCAAAAUCAGCUGUCAAUUAUUCCUUCUUCGCAAAUAGUAUAAAGUGAAAUGUUGCAUCUUGUUUAUAUAAUCAAAAAGGUUAACGGAGAAGCCAUAGACUACAUUUUAUUUCAACUAAAUAAUAAAAUGUUUCACCUUUCUCCAACAAGAAACUGGCACAAGCUAAAAAAUAUAGAUGCUUCUGUGAAAAAGAUUUUCUUGAAGCUCAGCUUGUUGUAUACUUAGUGUAGUGCCAACAAAAACGUCACAUUCGAGUGAUUCGACUCGACAAACAUGAUUGGAGUCACUCGACAGAACGUAAUAGUCAUCCGUUAAACGGAUGAUGAUAAGACGUUUUUUCUCUAUGAUUAUUAAUCAAGCUAUAUUUUUAAGGUUCUUUUUUGCAAACUUUGCUGACUUAGCUACUUCCCUGUCUGGUGAAUGCUGCAACAACGGCCUUCAGUUUUUUCCUGGGUUUUUUUCAACUUCUUGAAACCUUAGCUUCACAUGGGUAUAAAUAUGAUUUUUUGUAUAUUCACUUUGUAUAUUUAUACUCCAAAAUUAGUAAAAUUAGAAAUUUUGGUGGCAAAAUAUUGAAAAAUGCAGAAAAUUCUACACUGCGUGCAAAUUUAAAUACAGAAAAGGCUGGAGUGUGUGAAGAUGGCGAAUAUUCUAUACGUAGUAUAAAAAAGAAAAGUAGUGUCUAGUGAGGCUUUUUUCCGCACAAUACUAACUUGCACAAUACCAAUUUUCAGCAAAAUUUUCCACCUUCACGUGGUAAUAAUAGGGAACUUAAGCAUGUAGGACGGCAACACGACGACGACGUGGUUGGAAUACUCGUUCAAAUAUAUGUUAUGGUAAAACGUUGUUGUAUAUUGUCAACUGUACCAAUUUAAUGAGAUAUAAGACGUUGAAAACAUCGUGUUU
This is a messenger RNA of Dendronephthya gigantea, 3388 nucleotides long. Its product is annotated as probable G-protein coupled receptor No18. The record is from RefSeq and is a predicted model, not a curated record. Gene Ontology annotation, cellular component: membrane. NCBI's taxonomy places the organism in Eukaryota, Metazoa, Cnidaria, Anthozoa, Malacalcyonacea, Nephtheidae. The transcript is spliced from 4 exons. Gene Ontology annotation, molecular function: G protein-coupled receptor activity. Gene Ontology annotation, biological process: G protein-coupled receptor signaling pathway. Bases 56 to 1207 code for a protein of 383 amino acids.